Messenger RNA from Serpula lacrymans var. lacrymans S7.9, 1276 nucleotides. RefSeq lists its product as uncharacterized. The record is from RefSeq and is a predicted model, not a curated record. The transcript has 6 exons. NCBI's taxonomy places the organism in Eukaryota, Fungi, Basidiomycota, Agaricomycetes, Boletales, Serpulaceae. Gene Ontology annotation, molecular function: small ribosomal subunit rRNA binding. Gene Ontology annotation, cellular component: small-subunit processome; nucleolus. Bases 101 to 934 code for a protein of 277 amino acids.
GUGCCUACUUUCUUACUGUCAUUUCUUCCACUACGAAACUCUGGCAUAAACUACGUCUUUCAGGUCACUCAAAAAUAGGAAGAAAACACAUUAUCUCAACAUGCGUCAAAAAAGAGCGAAGGCCUACCGUAAACUCAUGUCCCUCUACUGCACUUCCUUUGGCUUUAGGCAGCCAUAUCAGGUACUUGUCGACUCAGAAUUCUGUAAAUUCGCUAUGGAGUCAAAGGUGGAUCUUGUAAAACAGCUCAACGUCGUCUUGCAGGGCGAAGUAAAACCAAUGAUUACGCAGUGUUGCAUCCACGAACUUUAUCUCCAGGGAAAAUCACACCAACCAGCCAUCGACCUGGCCAAGACUUUCGAGCGAAGACGAUGCAACCACAGAGAAGCAAUCCCGGGGGAUGACUGCCUUUCAAGUGUCGUCGGGACCUCCAAUAAACAUCGCUAUGUGAUAGCUACACAAUCGCAGCCGCUGAGAACGAAAUUAUGGAAUAUCCCCGCCGUUCCUGUCAUACAUAUCAACCGCUCUGUGUUCGUCCUUGCGCCUUCAAGUAGCGUGACGCUAGAAGCGAAAGAAAGUAUCGAGGAACAAGCCCUCCAUCCUGCCAAGUCUGACCUACCACUUCUACCCUCCGCGCCUGAACCGCCGCGAAAGAAGAAAAAGGGACCUAAAGGCCCCAAUCCACUCAGUGUGAAAAAGAAGAAACCAGCACCAACCCCUAGUUCUUCAGGGCAAUCCCAUAACCAAAAGAAUAUGGAAACCUCAAAUAUUCAAAGUGAGGCUGCUGGGAGGAAACGGAAGGAGAACCCUAUCGACGGCGAAGUAGAGUCUAUUCAUACGAAAGAGGGCCCUGAUACAGAAUCAAGUUCGCGUGGAGAAAGGAAAAGGAAGAGACGUAGAAAGAAUGAUCACGUCCAAACGGUGCCUGUAACAUAGGUUACGGGAAAUGCGUAUGCAAAAGGCUUUCUUAAUGCUAAACUCGGGAUCAUUAUUGAACAAUGGAAGGCGAUGUAUUCAGGGGAUCCCUUCGCUCGACCUGAAUUCUAUAUUCACCACAUACCACUCAAAAAGCGCUAUGAAUUCACGAACCCCUGUAAAGCAUGAGCGUAUGAUAUCAAAAGGGGAAAAACUACGCUGACGUUUGCCACACCAGUCUGCUUUCGGCUGGUGAGAGGCUGCCCAAAUUGGGAAACUGUUGAUUGCUCAAGAAUACCCUCCUCUCAAAGGAAAUACUUGGCACGUCGUUGCGAAUAGUGACGCCCAAUCCGACACACAUUG